UUCUCCCCCUCGUCUCCCUCACGCUGCCUCCCCACCCCCGCUGUCGCUCGCAGCGGUUUUUGUGUUUGUCGGCGAGGCCGAGCCCUGGCGUCGAAAUCUGGGGUCCGUGUGGAGAGACGCAGCCCUGUGCUCCGUGAAGCUAUGGCUGCCUUAAGAAAAUCAGCUCAAGAUGUCCAAAAGUUCAUGGAUGCUGUCAACAAGAAAAGCAGUUCCCAGGAUCUGCACAAAGGAACCUUGGGUCAGAUGUCUGGAGAACUGAGCAAAGAUGGGGACCUGAUAGUCAACAUGCGGAUUCUGGGCAAGAAGAGGACCAAGACAUGGCACAAAGGCACCCUUAUUGCCAUCCAGACUGUUGGGCUAGGAAAGAAAUACAAAGUGAAGUUUGACAACAAAGGGAAGAGUCUGCUGUCUGGCAACCAUAUUGCCUACGAUUACCACCCUCCUGCCGACAAGCUGUUCGUGGGCAGUCGAGUGGUGGCCAAAUACAAAGACGGAAAUCAGGUCUGGCUUUAUGCUGGCAUUGUAGCUGAGACCCCCAACGUCAAGAACAAGCUCAGGUACCUGGGCGGGUUUGUAGAUUGUAGGGGAGCUGGGAGCACAGCACCCCACUAUUCAUACCAUGGGCAAGAUUUCACUGCCAGCUUUUGUGUUUUCAUCCUUUGUAAUCAGAAACCCUUCCUCUCUUCCCAUGUCAUUUCUUUUCUUCUUUUAAAGACAGCAUCUCUAUGUGGAGUUCAGGCUACUCUCAUAUUUUUGUUUGUAGGAUAACCUGCUUAGGGUUGCGCCCUCUGCAGUGUGCUGGACUAUCCCACAAGAAAAUGCCGUACACAUUUGUCUGCUGGCCAGUGUAAUGGAAGGAUUUUCUCCUUCCUUUUCAUUUUUUUUUUAAAUUUUUAUCUAUCUAUUUAUUUAUUUAUUUUGGUGGCGGGAUCUUGUAACUCUGGGUAGCCUAGAACUCAAUAUAUAGUCCAUCCUGUCCUAAAGCUCACAGAGGUCCACCAAGUAUUGGCAUUGAAGGUUGACAUUUCCUCUUCUCAAAUGAUCUUAGACUUGUGUUAUGUCUGCAAAAUAAAGAGCAUACUCGAAUUUAUAACAUUAUAGUUUAGCCAUGUAUGGAGGUGAAUGCCUUUAAAGAGGCAGAGGCAGAGGGCUCUCUGAGUUGGAUCCCAGUGUGGUCUACAAAGGCAGUUCCAGGACAGCCAGGGCUGUUGUACAGACAAACCUUGUGUCAAAAAAACCAAAAUAAAAUACAUAAUUUGCAAUUUAAAAAAAUUAUGAUUUGCAGGGUGACUCAAACCUAUAAUUUUGUCAAAAAGCUGUGGCACAAGGAUCACUUCAAAUUUGAGGAUAACCUGGGCUACAUGGUGUGGUCCAGUGUAGCCUAAGUGACACUGUGAGAUCUUGUCUCAUAAAGCUAUCAAUUGUUAGCUGCGUGUGGUUCCAAUUGCUAUAAUCCCAGCACUUGGGAACUGGCGAGAAGAGGUUCUCAGUAGUUCAAGGUCAGCAGCCUUGUGGUACCGAGACCCUGUCUCAGCAGAGGGCUAGGGACUGGUGUGUGGGAGUACUUGCUGCUCCUCUGCAUGGCCUGAGUUUCCAGCAGCCAUAUCUGAUGUUCACAACUAUCUGUAGUUCUCACUCCAUGGGAUCUGACAUCUCUGCCUAUUCAAGUGCCUGCACUUAGGUACACAAACUUAAAUGUAGGCAUAGAUACAUAUAAUUAAAAAUAAUAAAAAUUCACCCAGAGUUAUACAGAGAAACCUUGUCUUGAAAAACCAAACCAAAACAAAAAUCAAAGAAAAAUUUAAAACAACCAUCCAAAGCCUCUAAAACAAACCACCCAUUCAACCAAUACAACCAAAGGCAACCAACAAACCAAUUAAACAAGAAGCCAACAUGGUAUGUAUUCUCUCACUAUAUGUUCUUUUAGUGGGUGAUUUAUUAAACUUUUGUUUGUUUAUAGUUAUUUUUGUGUGUGUGUGUGUGUUCUAUAUAUGGAGGUCAGAGGACAACAGUGAAGUUAGGUCUCUCCUUCCAUCUCUAUGUGCCUUUGGAGCUUCAAGUACCUUAGCUCUUGAUCCAUUUUACCUGUUCUGCUUACUUAUUUUUAAAUGUUUUUUUAACAUACUGUGUGUGUGUGUGUGUGUGUGUGUGAGUACACAUGUGUGAAAAACUGCAGACAAUUUGUAGGAGUUGGUUCUCUUUCAUUCUGUAAGUUUUGAGCAUUGGAACUUGGGUUGCUAGGCUUGUCUGUGUAUGCCUUUACCAGUGAAGUCAUCUUGAUGGCAAAUUCUUAAAUAUUUGUUGAAUUAGACUGUAAGACAACAAGACAAGGGUAGUGCGAUAUGCUGGUACUCCCAACAUUGGAAGAAGAGCCAGUAGAAGCAGGAAUUCAAGGCUAUUCUUAUCUACAUUGUAAAUUUGAGGCCAGUAUUGGCUACAUGAGACCUUGAUUCAAAGGAUAAAAAUUAAACAAAACACAACCCCUCCCUCCACGUUUACAUGGGAAUGAACGUAAUAGGUUUUGAGUGUUAGUUCCAGUUUGCUUCUCACUCCUGGGUUAAUUUACAAGGUGUCAUUUGCGUUAUGUCUGUAUUUUUAUUUUACUUUUUUUGAGACAGGGUCUCUCUACAUAGUCCUGGCUAUUUUGGAACUCACUCUGUAGAUCAGGCUGGCUUUGAACUCACAGACAUCCACCUGCCUCUGGCUCUGAGUGCUGGGUUAAAGGUGUGCACUACUAUGCACUGCUUCGAUUGUAUAUCUUGAUCUGUAAAAUUGUGGAAUUUCUCUCAUGGUGUUGUGAGUAUACAGUGUCUGUCCUGAAUGGCCCUUGUAAUUAGAUAAUAUUUUAUAAUUAGACAAUAAUUCUGUGUGGUUAUCGCCUUACCAUUUGUUAAAAACUUGUCACUUUAUACUUAUUGACUUAGGAGAACUAGUUUCAUUUUGUAGUACAGACUGGACUCUGCCUUCUGAGUGCUGGUAUACAUGUUUUAAUAAAAAUAUAUUC
Chionomys nivalis (European snow vole) is the source of this 3004-nucleotide messenger RNA. RefSeq names its product histone-lysine N-methyltransferase SETDB1-like. Gene Ontology annotation, biological process: negative regulation of gene expression; heterochromatin organization. Bases 142 to 768 code for a protein of 208 amino acids. Gene Ontology annotation, molecular function: histone H3K9 methyltransferase activity. The transcript is spliced from 4 exons. The record is from RefSeq and is a predicted model, not a curated record. NCBI's taxonomy places the organism in Eukaryota, Metazoa, Chordata, Mammalia, Rodentia, Cricetidae. Gene Ontology annotation, cellular component: nucleus.